Molecule: messenger RNA, 4876 nt
Organism: Gadus morhua (Atlantic cod)
Lineage: Eukaryota; Metazoa; Chordata; Actinopteri; Gadiformes; Gadidae
Gene: amigo3
Product: adhesion molecule with Ig-like domain 3
Exons: 1
Coding region: 2009-3688 (559 amino acids)
Cellular component (GO): plasma membrane
Molecular function (GO): protein binding
Source: RefSeq, a predicted model, not a curated record
AGAGAGAGAGAGAGAGAGCGAGCAGCUUAGUGAAUGGAGAGCAGUGCUGAGGGAGGGAUGGAGAAGCGGGAGGCGGGGUGAGUCGUGCGAAAGGGGGAGGAGGACUACGCUGAGUAAAAGAGAGGGAGAGCGAGAGAGUGAGCCAAGGAAGACCAGAAGAGGAGAGUGAGAGGAGAGCGAGGGGGAAGAGAAGCACGCCACCAGAAUCUCACUCUCAGUAAACACUCGGCAGCCUGCACCUGCCGUACGCACACACACUCACACACGCACACACACAAACAGUCUUACACACACACGCGCUUCCUGCGUGCACGCUACUCCCGACGCGAGUGGGAGCGAUGACACACGUGUGCGUGUGCGCCUACAGCUGGAUCCGCGGCGCUGGAGUGAGACGGACUAACUUUCUGCGUGUUGCGUGAGUGGGUUGUUGUGACUCCAGCGGAGCCCCGGGGAGGAUGGAGGGACGCAGCGAUACGAGCGCCACAAAGACCGCUACCGAUACGGGCUGUCGCACAUCUGGGAUCUCACACUAAACCACCAGGACGGGGACCACUUGUUCCGCAUGAGCCCUCUUCAAAAACCUGUCAUCCACCCACAGCUGAAACCACACGCCGAUUCUCCCGGCGGAGGGGAGGAGGACGAAGAAGAGAGAGGGAGCGAGAGGAGCGAUUAGGACAGAGUGGGUUGUGUGUGUGUGUGUGUGAGAGAGGCGUGCGUCCGUCUUGCUCAGCGCGUGUGUAAAGUGCGUCUAAGUGGCCGAUGAGAGUGGCAGAGUGAUGGGUCCUGCAGAGUGCUGACCCCGGUGAGGUGCCGUCUCUCUGGGCUCGCUCCGUGGGCGGGCAGACCACCGCCGUGCUGGAGCACCACACCUGACUUUACUGCCGGAGAGACCCCCCGGCCCCCUCCGUCCUCUCCCCGACCACCAGUACCCGUCUCUGGCUGAGGAGACGGAUCUGUGGGCCGUACGGUGAUAGACCGCCGGGAGACGGUCGAGAUAAGAAAACAAACGUAACUCACACCAGCACCCGAUGACAACUGACAGAGGGUUGUUGUGAUAGCGAGAAGAGGCAGAAGUACCGAUGGAGCGGCAGUACCGUCUUCUAAAGAACCGGGGCUUUCUCUUGUUUCUACGCGCUUGGAAUUACUUCAACCAGCGAAGGAGUACGCCUGUUUUUGUGAAGUACCUACCAUCUUGUUUUUCUACAUUAUUGCCUGAUUAAGGAUUUAUGAUGGGUCGUUGGGACGUUGGGACAAUUUUCCCCCAGGAUGUGAAAAUGAUUAUGUUUAAUUGACUAAUCAAUCAAUAUCCUUCACUAUAAUACUCUCUCCUCUACCUCCUCUCCACAUCAUUAAUUUUCUUGUCAAACUUUGGCGAGCAGCGAUCGGGUCAAUUCCCCAGCCCUUUCUACCGAACAAAGUCUUCUCUGCUCUAAGGACGAUCGGACUGUUACAGGAAAUAAACGUUGGAUUCAUAUCGCAUCAACUGGACUUUGUUUCUUUGAAAUCGGAUUCCUCUUGGAUGUAAUUUCCUCCUUUCUAACCUACACACGUGGAUAGCCAUGGAUACCUUUGUUUGACUCAACAUCGCCGCAGCACAAACAAGACGACACUGUCAUGAACGAGUACCCUGCUGGGAGCUGAACUUUCAACAAACACACAUCACCCCAGUAUUCAUUAUCGGCAACUCCUCCAAGCCUAGAUGUAGCGACUCCUGUGGUCUAACAGCCUUCAGUUAGAAUCACAGAAUAGUACAAAAGGUCUCCAGAUCUGUCAUUGCUUUAACAGCAUGUAGCAUGAACGCACGAGCAAACAGUGAACGAAUAGAAAACCUAAAGAGUGAAAAGGAGCAACCUAGAUAACAAAAUCGAGUUUGAGCGUAGAAGUGAACUGAGAAAACAUAAAUAUAAAUAAGAUACGAUCUUUAAUUGUCGUGAAAAGCUAAAGUUUAAGCCGAGCUCCCCCUGUGCCCUGGCAGCACUGGCCGUGCCCAGAAGCUGGUGUUGGCACCAUGUUCUGUGUUGGUGGCAGUGAUGGCUCCGGCGGCAGGGAGAGCGUCUCCGCUCCUCCCCGGCCGCCCCGGCCGCGUCUCUCCUGCGUCCUCCUGUCUGUCUGCGUCCUGCUCGGCCAGCUGAGCCCUGCCCUGGGCGCUGUCUGUCCGCCCGGCUGCAUCUGCGGCUCCGACAUCCUCAGCUGCACGGCGAUGGGCGAGGGCCUUGAGGAGGUAGUCCCCGCGGGGAUGCCGCCGCGCACCGUCAUGAUGGACCUCAGCCACAACCGCAUCGCCCGCCUGGAGCCGGGCUCCUUCAGCGGGCUGGCCCGCCUGGAGACGCUGCGCCUCAACCACAACCAGAUGGCCGAGAUCCAGCCCGGCGCCUUCCUCAACGCCUCGGGCGCCGCGCUGAGGCACCUGGACCUGUCCUCCAAUCACCUGCGCGUGCUGGAGGCCCACUACUUCACCGAGCUGUCGGGCCUGGAAGAGCUGCUGCUGUUCAACAACCGCAUCGCCCGGGUGGAGAACCACGCCCUGGCCGGCCUGGGGAGGCUCCGCAAGGCCUAUCUCAGCCACAACCGCCUCACCGACUUCCCCUUCUUCUCCAUCCGGGAGGACAGCCACCCCGAGCUCACCAUGCUGGAUCUGUCGUCCAACCGGCUGCUCAAGCUGCCCAUCGACGACAUCGUGAACCUGCCGCUGGCCGUGCAGAGGGGGCUGUACCUGCACAACAACUCCCUGCUGUGCGACUGCUCCAUGUACGGCCUGUUCCGCCACUGGGAGGAGCGGGGCUACGACACGGUCAAGUUCUUCAGGCACGAGCACAUCUGCCUGGUGUACGGGAUCCAGAGAGGCACCGUGCGCUUCUUCCAGCACGCCCGCUACUUUGAGAACUGCAGCGCCACGGGCGACCUGCACAUGCCCGACCCGCAGGAGAGCGACGUGGUGGCGUACGCCGACCACCGCGUGGCGCUCCACUGCGUGACCGGCCUGCGCGGCCGGCACGUCAGCUUCAUCUGGGUCACCCCCAACCAGGAGUACGUGGCCCCGCCCGGCAACAACGGCUCGCUGAGGAUGUUCCACAACGGCACGCUGGUGAUCGCCGCCGUGAAGCACGCCGACGGCGGCGUCUACUGGUGCAUGGCCCGCGACCGCUCGGGCCGCCGCAACGAGACCAGCGAGGUCAACGUGACGGUGGCGGUCCCCCUGGAGGGCGACGUCCUGGAGGGCUUCAACACGGGCUUCACCACGCUCCUAGGCUGCGUGGUGAGCCUGGUGCUGGUGCUCAUGUACCUCUACCUGACCCCCUGCCGCUGCCCGCCGUGGCGCAAGGUCACCGCCCCGCCGGCCGUCGUCACCGCCCCCGCCCCCGCCCCCGGCGCCGGGAACGACCCCGCCGCGGGGGGCGGUCAGUCGUCCAUCCUGACCCCCACCCCUCCGGCCACCACCGAGGGGCCCGGCCGCAAGGUGAGCACCAACAAGCACGUGGUGUUCAUGGAGCCCAUCAAGGAGCAGCAGAACGGACGUCUGCGCCUGGGGCCCGGGGCCAUGGUGGGUCACGGGGGCCACCUGGGGCCGGGCCUGCUGCUGGGGGCGGGACACCCGGCCGCCAAGCCCCCCGGCCAAUCGCAGCAGAGAGCUGGCGAGACGGACUCCAUCGUAUCAGUGUUCUCGGACACGCCCAUCAUGUCGCCGUAGCAACGGGUACCGAUGGGGUCCCGGACUCUGCUGGCUGGCGAGCGUUCGUUAUGGUCUUAUCCCCCCCUUCUUUUCCCCUGAACCCCAGAACCCCUGAAUGAAGCCUGCAGCCCAGCAGCCUAGCGUCUGACCUCAGCUAAACAGUAGUUAUAUAAGACUAAGGACCACAAACAACACACCAUGUUGGUAGUAACGUGCCUUGUGACACAAGGCCGGCGACGAAUCGAGUGGAGCGUAGUCCGUCGACGAAUACGGUCCGAAUAUUGCCAACGCUACAAAAAUGUAAUAAUAAAGUUGAUAGUCAUUAUAUUUUUCGCCCAGGUCUACCUACUUAUCCCUUCAGCCACAAACCAAUGCACUGUGAUGGCGUGUACUUACAAUGAAUGGCUCAAAUUAUAUUCAUAGGCAGAGUGAGGGAAAGCCCAGGGAAGAGACAGAGCCAAGACGUGGGCUGGCAGGAAAGCAGAGAUGGAAAUAAUGGAGACGGAAAUAGAACGACAGAACGACUGAGAGGACAAUCGAUCAAUUGACGGAACGUGACUCUGCCCAGGAGGAGGGGGGUAGUGGCAGUCAUGCAGGGAGGCGGGACGCGCACACAGAGUGCAUCCUGGUACCUCAAAGGAGCCUGGAGGACCACUCCAACUAUAAUAUGAAACCGUGUUGGGGGCCAGCACAGCGUAAAACCUUUAAUAAACCCAUGCUACAGAUGCCUUCUUGACAGAGAAAGAGAGAGAGGCCGAAAUGACUAACCUCUUUGUAUAAAUACUUUGCUUUGAUUUUCUCCAGAGCUGAUGACCCGAUAUCAUAUAUGCAUAGUGUAGCUCUGUCCGAACGGGACGUGUUUUAGACUAGACAGGGUAGAGAACAAGUGCUUUUUAGAAAACAAACGAAAGAAAUGAACCUUAAAAAAAAAAAAAUGCUAUGAGGAAAAAGCUUACAGAGACUGGAACGCAUUCACCAGUCGGAGGGCAAGUGCACCGACUUCAUUAAGGAAUAAAGAGGAAAAUCUAUUGAAAUGUUUAAGAUUGCUUUUAUGCUCGGCACAUUCGCUGCACAUUGCACACCAUUGAUCUCGGCAGAACGGUUUGGUAAUCGUGUGCGAGGGAGAUGCUCCGGUAAGCAAGUCUCAUUUAUUGAUCUCGGCAGUCGAUUCCUAGAAUGUCCCUGAAACUCAGUGACAAUCGCAGG